This is a messenger RNA of Hippocampus zosterae (dwarf seahorse), 1722 nucleotides long. It is a transcript of the gene wdr21, whose product is annotated as WD repeat domain 21. The transcript is spliced from 14 exons. Gene Ontology annotation, molecular function: protein binding. Lineage: Eukaryota; Metazoa; Chordata; Actinopteri; Syngnathiformes; Syngnathidae. The coding region runs from base 140 to 1627 and encodes 495 amino acids. Gene Ontology annotation, cellular component: Cul4-RING E3 ubiquitin ligase complex. The record is from RefSeq and is a predicted model, not a curated record.
UUCAAGGCGGGACCAAAUGGCGGAAACUCACUCACCGAAAAGCUCGAUUUCCAAGCUUGGAAAUUAUUUGAAACUACAAAAACGUCCUGUUCUUCUACACGUCAUGCAAUUUACCAACAGGGUGGACUGAAGUGCCAAGAUGAAAAGGUGGAACUGGAAAGAUGGCCAACGAGACCGGAGAGAACACACUCGCCACCGUGGACGUGGACGGUACCGGGCGAGACAGUGGAGACCAUCACGGGUCGACAGGAACAGAUAUGGUGAUGCAGGGCCUUCUUCCAUAAGAUCUGACAACCAAGCCAGCUCUUCAUCCUCAAACAGCAGCGCAGCGCCAGACCUGCCAGGUUUCUACUUUGACCCGGAGAAGAACCGAUACUUCCGCUUGUUGCCGGGUCACAACAACUGCAACCCUCUGACCCGAGAGCAGCUGAAGGAUAAGGAACGUGAGAAAGAGAGAGCUCGGAUGCUUGCGGAGGAUGGCAAAGCCACAAAAAAAGCGCCGAGGGCAGGGCUCAAUGCCUCCUUGCUUCUACAGAAUCGACACCUUGGGCUGCUAUCUGAGAUGUCCUACUGCAGACGGGUUCACGAGUGUAGGAUCAGCGCCAUGAGACGUCGCAAGCUGGACCACCAGAGCACAGACGACAUUAGGACCAUCGUGGCCGACUCCAAGUGCGAGCAAGUGUUCACCGUUAGCGACAUGGACCACGGGGGCUGCAAGUACGGCUACAUUAGCUUCAGCAAAAGCAGUAACAGUGGGUCUCUGUCUGUGGAAACGUGUGACAACCCUUACGUCACCAACUGCAAGGUGAAUUCCCUCUGCUGGGCCUCGGUCAGCUAUCCGGACUCUCAUGUGUUACUGUGCCUGGUGGGUGUUGCGGACAGGCCCGGCUACGUCACUUUGCUUCCCGCUUCGCUGUUCAGCAACUCUGACUCAAAUCAGCCAGAGAUGCAUUGCAAUUUUAAGAUCCCCACUGCCUGGUGCUGUGCUUGGUGUCUACAUCCGCAGUUUGACAAGUGGUUUAGUGUAGGUUUAUCUCAUAAGGUGGUCCUUCAACAAGCCGUAACAGGCAAAAAACAAACUAUCAGCGUCAACAGCGACGUUUUGGCUCAGCAGUUUUGUGUUAGAGUCCCCUUGCUGUUCAAUGGCUGCCGAUCGGGAGAGAUUUUCGGCCUCGACGCACGCGAGCUGAGAGGCAGCAAGGCGAUGAGCUUUCGGCAAGAAUCGUCCGUCACGUCGGUGCGCAUCCUGCGGGACGAAAACUACCUGCUUGCUGCGGACAUGUCAGGCCAGAUCAAGCUUUGGGACAUCCGGGCCAGGAAGCCAGUACAGCAAUACCGGGGCCACUACAACGAGCAUGCCCACCUUCCCAUUCAUGUCAGUGAGCCUGAGGGACUUCUUUUGGCUGUGGGUCAGGACUGCUACACGAGGUGCUGGAGCCUGCGGGACGGCCACCUUCUGAGAACCAUCCCGUCGCCCCACCCGGCCGCCAACGACGCCAUCCCCAGUGUGGUCUUCUCCUCUGGCCUCGGUGGCCGCACGGGGGUCCCUGGCCUGCUUAUGGCUGUCAAAAAAGACCUCUACCACUUCCCCUACAACACGGAUGAGACGGAGUCACAGGAUGUCUGAUUAAAUGUCGAAGAAUUUCAAAAAUGGUUAUUUUUCUGUUUUCAAUGGUGUUGAAUUGCACUGCAAUAAACUAAGAGUUAUUUCUUAUAUUUUCA